Caenorhabditis angaria is the source of this 1090-nucleotide messenger RNA. The record is from the annotation of a GenBank genome assembly. NCBI's taxonomy places the organism in Eukaryota, Metazoa, Nematoda, Chromadorea, Rhabditida, Rhabditidae.
AUGACUAAUGAAUAUAAAUCUGAGUCAACUUUCAAUUCUCGCAACUGGGAUGGAAAUUUGAAAGAGAUCGGAACUAUCAAAGUUCAAGAAUCGGAAUGGUGAGGACAACAAUUAAUUCAUGUCAGAUUACCAGUUUUGAUUACAGGAAAAUCGCUGUCAAAAAAUCAAAUAUCGGUGGAAUUUGGUAUCUUACAUAUUGCUUAACUCUUCCAAAAUCCAAAAACGAAAAAAUGAUUUACAAAGAAUUCAAUGUGAAUUUCACUUUGGUUGAUCAAAGUGCAAACAACAUACAUUUCCCAACCAAUUUGAAUUUCUCAAAUCAAUCUGAAAACGAAUUGAAAGAAGUGACAUUUUUUGGAACAACUUGGGAUAAAAUCUACAGUGAGACGUAUGUUGGUCCAAAUGGAACUAAUAUCUAUAGAUAUAACAAAGGUGGCAACAGUAUUAUUAUCCAAACUGAAGUUGCUGUUACUUCUCAUACUUUCUCUAACAAUAUUCCUGGUGUUACUGAUUUAACCCUCAAAGUUGAAGAUAAUAAAUUCUACGUCAGCAAAAAAGUGGGUCCAUUUCAAUUUUUUUGGGAUGAAAAAUGAAAAUAAUAGUGUUUCAGGAAUUAUGUAUGAAUUCCGAAUAUUUCUAUGAAUUGUUCGUUGUUCAAAAAUGCGAGGACAAAGUUAUCGAAAUCAAUGAUGUCAGUUUCGAUGAACUUGCGAUGUUCUUAAUUGUUCUCGAUCCAAAGAACAUGCUUGUAUCGGAAAAGAUCCUGAAUAGUUUGAAAUGUAGGCUCUUUCAAUCAAAAAACGGAAUUAAUUUUUUUUCUUAAUUCCAGCCGGUGAUUUCGAGAAAUAUCUCAUUUUGGCUGACCGAUUCGAAGCCAAGAUUAUUCAUUCGAAAAUCGCAUUUGCGAUGUGUUUGAUGUUUGAAAUUCAGCCAAAAUCCACAACCGCUUUUGAUUAUUCAACAAUUCGUUUGAAAUGUUUGAAAUUCGCUGAUAAAUAUAAUUAUAUCAAUAUUUUGGUUGGUUGAGUUUUUAUUCGAGAGGGGUAAAUUAUUUUAUUUGUUCUAGGAUCAUUGCCUGAACUCUUUUUGA